UCUCAACAGCUUUAUCCCUGUAGUCCGCUCUCAGGUAACAUUCUGCCAUCAACCAUAGCUACUGUGAUUCCCCUUUUACUUGAUACAAGACUACUUUCUCUAACGAUUGUUCUCUGGUUAUGUUUGCAGAUAUUUAUUGAAGCUCUAUGUCAUGGUAAUUUGUCGGAAGACGAAGCAGUAAACAUAUCACGCAUAUUCAAAAACAGUUUGACAACUGAACCGCUCCCAGUCAAAUCUAGACACAGAGAGCAGAUAACGUGUUUCCCUCUGAGUGCCAAACUUGUAAGAGAUGUCAACGUGAAGAACAAAUCUGAAACAAACUCAGUAGUCGAGCUUUACUAUCAAAUCGAACCCGAGGAAGCUCAGUCAACAAAAAUGAAAGCUAUGCUGGAUCUAUUUCACGAAAUCAUAGAAGAGCCAUUGUUCAAUCAGUUAAGGACAAAGGAGCAGCUUGGUUAUGUUGUCGAGUGCGGCCCUCGCUUUACAUACCGUGUCCACGGUUUCUGUUUCUGUGUUCAAUCUUCAAAGUACGGUCCAGUUCAUUUAUUCGGGAGAAUCGACAAUUUCAUAAAAGACAUCGAAGGGCUUCUGGAACAACUCGAUGAAGAGUCCUUUGGAGAUUAUAGAAGCGGUGUGAUUGCUAGAUUGCUGGAAAAGGAUCCCUCUCUCUUGUCUGAAACAAACGAGUUAUGGAGUCAGAUUGUCGACAAAAGGUACAUGUUUGUUUACUCCCACAAAGAAGCAGAAGAGCUAAGAAGCAUAGAGAGAAGAAAGAUGUGAUCAGCUGGUACAAAACCUACUUCCGAGAAUCAUCACCCAAAUGUCGUAGGCUUGCGGUUAGGGAAUGGAGAUGCGAUACCAAUAUGAAAGAAACUCAAACAGAUCUUAAGUCAGUGCAGCAGGUCAUCGCAGACGCUGUGGCUUUCAAGUCAACCUCUCAGUUUUACCCAAGCCUCUGCUACUGAGCAACAAUAGUUACUAUUUAUUUACACAAUUGCUUCAAUUUUUCCUUGAUAUUGUUUUUCAUUAACACAAUUUCCUUUAUCGCUGGGAGAAAAAAGUAUGUUUUGUUAUUAUUUGAAGAUAUUCAUUUAAAAUUAUGUUUUUGUCGGUUGGUUAAGGUAGAAAGCUUAUAUACUAGAUUAUAACA
Molecule: messenger RNA, 1150 nt
Organism: Brassica rapa (field mustard)
Lineage: Eukaryota; Viridiplantae; Streptophyta; Magnoliopsida; Brassicales; Brassicaceae
Product: nardilysin-like
Cellular component (GO): cytosol
Molecular function (GO): metal ion binding
Source: RefSeq, a predicted model, not a curated record